This is a messenger RNA of Alosa sapidissima (American shad), 4670 nucleotides long. It is a transcript of the gene cry2, whose product is annotated as cryptochrome circadian regulator 2. NCBI's taxonomy places the organism in Eukaryota, Metazoa, Chordata, Actinopteri, Clupeiformes, Clupeidae. Gene Ontology annotation, cellular component: cytoplasm; nucleus. The coding region runs from base 169 to 1989 and encodes 606 amino acids. The transcript has 12 exons. The record is from RefSeq and is a predicted model, not a curated record. Gene Ontology annotation, molecular function: FAD binding; DNA binding. Gene Ontology annotation, biological process: circadian regulation of gene expression; entrainment of circadian clock by photoperiod; negative regulation of DNA-templated transcription.
GAAAGAGAAGAGCGGAGGAAAGCCAUUACGUCUGGUGUCGACUCUCCGUGACUGGUCGCUCAAACUCCAAGAAGCUUUAGCGUGUCAACGAUAUCUAAAAUGAAUACAGUUUGAGUAAAAGCAUCUUAUAACAUCAACUGGAUUACUAGCAUGGACUAAAUCGAAGUCAUGGUCGUCAAUUCUGUACAUUGGUUUCGAAAAGGACUGCGUCUUCACGAUAAUCCAGCUUUACAGGAAGCCCUAAAUGGCGCGGACACUGUACGCUGUGUUUAUAUUUUGGACCCGUGGUUUGCUGGUUCGGCGAACGUGGGAGUAAACAGAUGGAGGUUUUUGCUGGAAUCCCUGGAGGACUUGGACACCAGUCUCAGGAAACUAAAUUCAAGGCUUUUUGUGGUGAGAGGCCAACCAACAGAUGUGUUUCCACGGCUUUUCAAGGAAUGGAACAUCACCCGUCUGACCUUUGAGUAUGACUCGGAGCCAUAUGGGAAGGAGCGGGAUGGAGCCAUCAUCAAGAUGGCGCAGGAGUUUGGGGUGGAGACGAUGGUGCGGAACUCCCACACGCUCUUCAACCUGGAUAAGAUCAUCGAGAUGAACAACAACCGGCCGCCGCUUACCUUUAAGCGUUUCCAGGCCAUCGUGAGCCGCCUGGAGCUGCCCAAGAAGCCACUGCCCACCAUCACGCCCGAACAGAUGGACAGCUGCCGCAUUAAGAUCGCGGACAACCACGACGAACACUACAGCGUGCCCUCUCUAGAGGAGCUAGGGUUUAAGAAUGUAAGUCAGGCUGAUGCAGUCUGGAAAGGUGGUGAGACUGAAGCCUUGGAACGACUUAACAAGCAUUUAGACCGAAAGGCAUGGGUGGCCAACUUUGAGCGACCACGAAUAAACAUGAUGUCGUUGCUGGCAAGCCCCACGGGGCUAAGUCCCUACCUGCGAUUCGGCUGCCUGUCCUGUCGAGUGUUCUACUACAACCUACGGGAACUCUACUUGCAGCUCCGUAAGCGCUGCAGUCCUCCGCUCUCUCUCUACGGCCAGCUGCUGUGGCGGGAGUUCUUCUACACGGCGGCCACCAACAACCCCAACUUUGACCGCAUGGAGAGCAACCCCAUCUGCGUGCAGAUUCCAUGGGAUCACAACCCGGAGGCGCUGGCCAAGUGGGCCGAGGGCCGGACGGGCUUCCCCUGGAUCGACGCCAUCAUGACCCAGCUGCGGCAGGAGGGCUGGAUCCACCACCUGGCCCGGCACGCCGUGGCCUGCUUCCUGACCAGAGGAGACCUGUGGAUCAGCUGGGAGUGUGGUAUGAAGGUGUUUGAGGAGCUGCUGCUGGACGCUGACUGGAGUGUGAACGCGGGCAGCUGGAUGUGGCUCUCCUGCAGUGCUUUCUUCCAGCAGUUCUUCCACUGCUACUGCCCCGUGGGCUUCGGCAGGAGAACAGACCCAAGUGGAGACUACAUCAGGCGCUACAUCCCAAAGUUGAAGGACUAUCCCAAUCGGUACAUCUAUGAGCCCUGGAAUGCACCGGAGUCUGUGCAGAAAGCAGCCAAUUGUGUGGUGGGGGUGGACUACCCCAAACCCAUGAUCAACCAUGCUGAGAGCAGUCGCCUCAACAUAGAGAGAAUGAAGCAGGUCUACCAGCAGCUCUCCCACUACAGAGGCCUGAGUCUUUUGGCGUCUGUUCCCACCAUCCAAGAAGAGGUAGAGCCCUCGUUAUCAGAUGACUCUCAGGCCAGUGGCAGCAGCACCACUGGUGCAAUGUUAAAAUGCCAGAGAACCACCACCACCACAAUGGUCACAACAGAAGCUACGCCAACAGUGGUCACCUCAUCAGCAGCAACUACCGCCAUCGCCGCACCUGCAACAGUCAUGUGUCCAGCUGUGUCGGCGCAGCCCCAGAGGAAGAGAGGCUGGCCCACGGAGCUGCAGAGUACCCAGGGCUGCUCGCAGUCCAAAGUCCAGCACAUCAGCAAGCCCUCCACCAGCCAGGAGUAACCUCCGACACAUAUCAGAUGGCGUCCCCGAGAAGAAGCAGGAGGUGUACUGAUAGCAGGGGUGGCCUGCGAUGAAGGAGGCCUUUAUGGGGGCGAAGAGCGGAUCCUGUCGUCUUGUGGAGGUGUCCCCUGAUAUCUGACACACUGCACAUCCCUCAGAUGAGACUCGAAGGAGAGAUGCCAUGCCAUGCCAUGCCUUGCCUUGCCUUGCCACUCCACGCAGCUUGUGUUGCAUUGCAGAAAAAGAUCAGCAGCAAAAGCAGCGCCUGAAGAGAUCACAUCAGCUUUACCAUUGCCAAUUGGACUCUGACUGUAUGGGAACAGCUGGCUAGUGAGAGCUGGUGCCUUUCUGGCUCCUCUUCUCUUGGCUGUUACCCUGAUCUGCUCCUGUCCUGUAGAUUCACCCUGAUUAUGUGUCUGAUGUGUGAAUUUGAACUGGAGGGGAUUCCCCUUAUAGCCGUAUCAGAACCCCUUUGUGGCUAUCGCUGUCUGACUGCAGAUUACACUGCCGUUAUCAUGCUGUACACAACUUCAGCUAGUUAACAUGAGGCAAUGGGCUUCAGGUCAAGCAGCAGUCGUCAGAGCAGGUUCUUGGAGAUGGAGUGAUUGUUGAAUCAGAUUCUGGCAAAACUAAAAGCGGACAAUCUGGCAAUAGUUUCGUUGUAACCAAAGAUUUUUACACUGGACAACUAUAAGUGGAGGUAAGACUAGUCCGAACGUAACGGAAAUAAAUCCCUCCAGGAUUUUGCGAUCUUGCGUUUUCGCAAAUUCAAGGAUUUUCCUCAAUUUCCUGCGAGUUGCAAUUUUCUCUUAUUGCCAAAAAGUAUUUGAAACACUGCAGUGCAAUAUUUUGGAUUGAAUGUAUUUUAUUUAAAGGGGCCAUGUGUAGAAUUAUGUAGGACUUGAGUUGUCUUGAAUGCAUCAUUAAGUUUGCAAUGGUGCUCUUCCAUUGACUUGCAUUGUAUUGCACUGAGGUACAAAGUGGUAUUACAACAGUGCGGUCUGAGCAGGGUCUGAAGCUGGCUGUUUAGCAUGCUAGCUUUGGUGGAUAUCUGAGUAACGCAGAGCAUAGCUGUUUUUGAAAUUGCAUCAGAACAGUUGUUUCUUCACAUUCUGUUGCUCUAGGUCUUGUUUGAAUGUUUUAAGACUACACUUUGCCCAUUUAACUCAAAAUCCACACUUACAACUGUUGAUUUCGUUCAUUUUGGCCACGGUGAUCUCCACAAAUCCUUGCAAAAUCCUGAAGGAACUGAAAUGUUUUUUUUUUUUCUUUUUUAAGAUGACAGAGGUCCAUGUUGAAGAAGAAUUUUGAACCUUUUUAAUGAGAUUUGCAAAAAGACAAUUGCAUUUAGCUCCUAACUAACGGGGUAAUCUAGAUGUUUAGUACACAUUUGCAGACAAUCCUUCAAAAACAUGAUCUCAAUGAAAUUGCAGUUGUGUUUUGUAGCAAACUAGUGUUGCACUCUGUCCAUGAAGUAUGCACUAUACAAAUAAAAUACUUACUUACUUACUUACUUACUUAACCAACAUAACCCAACUGCAGUUCAACCGAUAUUACCUUGAAAGCAAAAUUAAAUAAUAUAUAUUUAUGACAACUCAUUGAAGAAAUGAGUUUUGCAAUCAACCUCUUUAUUUAUUCUUGACAUGUACAGGCUAAAUACCAUCAUUCUUAUUGUGAAUAAUAGUAACAUUUUUGUUAGUACAUUCAGCAGUCUGCUGGGCUGUAAUUGGACCUGAUAAGUUGCAAUGUUGUAAAGAGGUCGGUUAGCUGAACCCGAAUGCAAAAUGCACUAAUGCCACAGCAAUAAGCAGCAGCCAACCCUAGCCAUCCACUUAGGCAAUGUGUUCAAAGCCAGUCUAAAAGUAAGAUAUUUCUGCCAAAAUGUUUUAAAGAAGCAAAUCUAAAAUUUUGCCAGGAGUUUGAUCAAAUAGUGAUAAAAUAAAUUGACCAGUACCUUGUCCAAUAGUCACUCCCUCAGAAAAUUCCAGAACACCUCUGAUGUCUUGGAACUCUCCAUCAGCCGCUCACCAAAACAUGUCAUGCCCAUUGCAGAUCAAAUCAAUAAAAGCGUACAUAGCUAGAGACAUACAAUCGGAUAACUUUAGCUGUACAAAUCAAACAUGUCAGUUCAAGCGCAGCGCUUUCAAGGUUGAAUAUGUAGUUUCUUUGCUCUGUCUGUAAGUCUGACGUGUCUGAGGUCUUAGUCAGAUUAGAGGUGCAUGCAUUUGCUCCGAAGCUCUAUCAAAGAAUUCCUCACUCUUUGGCCUCCAAACCCAGCACUGCACUAGUGGUAGGUUUGGUGUGCACCUGACUCGGAAGGAAUAUCUAGCACAUGCAUGUGCCUGUCUCUGUGUCCUUUUUGCAUUCUCUAGCCCUCUUGUACAUGAGCCCCCUUCAAACUGGGCCUCGUCACUCGCACAGCACUUUCACAUAAGAAGCAUCGCAGCAGUUUGACAAAGUACAUGCAAAUGAUAUCAUUCUCAUUGCCAUACCACCCCCUCCCUAAAUACACCUUGUCCUUGACCAUCAAUAGCUUUGAAAUGGUCAUCAUUGUACAUUCCAUGCAGAUGUGUACACUUAAAGUCUUUUGUUUCCUUUUAAGCUUUCUAGAAUACUUUUAUUUAUUUUUUUGUAUUGUACAAAAGAGUUUUAUUUUCAUUAAAGCGCUGAUGGAAUUGUGA